Molecule: messenger RNA, 1446 nt
Organism: Aspergillus thermomutatus
Lineage: Eukaryota; Fungi; Ascomycota; Eurotiomycetes; Eurotiales; Aspergillaceae
Product: cytochrome P450
Exons: 3
Coding region: 1-1446 (481 amino acids)
Molecular function (GO): oxidoreductase activity, acting on paired donors, with incorporation or reduction of molecular oxygen; monooxygenase activity; iron ion binding
Source: RefSeq, a predicted model, not a curated record
AUGGGAGUUUUAGCGCUAUUAUCGUCACUCAAGGCAUACGCCGCAUACCUCGUAAUUGCCGUCCUGGUACUUCGUCUAAUCACCAAUCGUUUUCGAAGGGGGCUCGCAGGGAUCCCCGGACCUGCAAUCGCCAAAUGGACUCGUCUCUGGAAGUUGCACAGUGUGUGGAAGGGCGAUCAUCACAAUACCGCGAUUGACCUGCAUCGCAAGCAUGGACCGCUGGUACGCAUUGGUCCGAAGCACAUAUCUGUUGGAGAUCCCAAUGCUAUUCCGAUCAUAUAUGGUCUCAACAAGGGCUUCACAAAGACAGGAUUCUAUCCCAUCCAGUGCAUAUCAUGGAACAAAAAGCCCCAGAUGAACCUCUUCUCCACCCGCGACGAGAUGUUCCAUCGUGAGCAAAAGCGGCCGGUGGCAAAUGCCUACAGUAUGACCUCGCUCCUCGAGCUUGAAUCCGCAGUGGACUCCUGCAGCGAGAUAUUUAUCAAUCAGUUGGGGCGAUUUGCGAAUAACAAAAAACCCGUCGACCUGGGAAUAUGGCUGCAAUACUACGCCUUUGACGUGGUAGGCGAAUUCACCUUUGCCAAGAAACUGGGCUUUCUGGAGGAGGGAAAGGAUGUCGAUGGCAUGAUUGAAGCUAUUCAGGGGAUGCUAGUAUUGAAUUUCACGCUCAAGGCCAUCAAUUCGCGCGCAUCGCUGCACCGAGACGGCGAGCUGGAUUCGGGAGAGAAGCCGGAAGCAGGAAAGGACAUGCUUUCCAGGUGGAUGGCCAUCCAUGCCUCUGAUCCCGAGAAGCUUUCCACUCGGGAUGUCAUCGUCCAUCUUUCGACGAAUGUUUUUGCUGGUUCAGACACCACUGCCAUCGCUCUGCGGGCCGUCUUCUAUCUCCUUCUUCGUAAUCCGUCGGUCAUGGCCAAGCUGAACGCCGAGAUCGAUGAUGCCAGCCGCGAGGGGAAACUAAGCAAUCCGAUUUCCUAUCGAGAAUCCAUGACUCACCUGCCUUAUCUGCAGGCGGUUCUCAAGGAGGCAAUGCGACUACAUCCAUCCGUUGGGUUGAUCCUGGAGCGUGAAGUGCCCAAGGGAGGCGUCACCGUCUGUGACAAGCAUAUUCCUGCUGGAACAGUGGUUGGCAUCAAUGCAUGGGUUCUACACCGAGAUGCUCGGGUCUUCCCAGACCCCGACGCGUUCAUUCCCGAGCGUUGGAUCGACAGCGACCCGCAGCAGUUGAAGAAGAUGGAACAGAGCUUCUUCACCUUUGGUUCGGGGUCACGGACUUGCAUUGGCAAGAAUAUCUCGCUUAUCGAGAUGCAUAAGAUUAUCCCCCAGCUUUUGCGUGAGUUUGAAAUCCGACUGCGCAGCCCAGAGAAGGAAUGGAAGACGAAGAAUGUAUGGUUUGUGCAGCAGGAGGGAUUGAUAUGUGACCUUGUACGCAAGAGGGACGUAAAGUAG